UAUAUCGGAAAAUAACCUAUAAAUCAUUUCGAUUUUCAAAUUUAAAGUAAGUGCUGUUUUCUCUGCUGGCUAAGGUUUUUGUGUUCAUCGUAUAUUUCAAAAUGGUAGUGUUUACUUGCAAUCACUGUGGUGAAAGCCUUCAAAAACCAAAAGUUGAAAAACAUUACAGUUUUGUGUGUCGAAGAAAUAAAUUCUUAACAUGUGUGGACUGUUUAAAAGACUUCAAUGGUGAGGAGUACGGUGCUCACAUAAAAUGUAUAACAGAAGAAGAACGCUAUGCAGCUAAAGGAACUUAUAAAAAUGGAAUUAUUAAGAAGGGUGAAGUGAAACAAGAACAGUGGUCUGAUAUGAUUAGGUCUAUUUUGAAUGGAAAUACACAAUUGAAGCCCAAAUGUGCCAAUUUACUCAAUCAUAUUGUUAAUUUCACCAAUGUUCCAAGGAAAAAACCUAAAUUUAUGAAUUUCAUGAAAAAUACCACCGGGAGUAGAGUUGAUAUUGCUACAGUGGAAGAAGUGUGGAAUGUGAUUGAGGAACACAAAAAAAAAGUUUCUACAUCUACACAAAAUAUUUUGUCAAAAGAUGAAAUCAAAUCUGAUGCGCCUACUGCUAAUUUAAAACGAAAAAACAUAGAUACAGAGGAGGUGAAUACGUCAAAUUUAAAAAAAUUGAAACCUGAAAUUGUUUCUGAAGAUGGUGAUAAAGCAGCAAAUGGAGACUCUGAAAAUAAUGCUACAAAAGGUUUCCAAAUGAAAGAAGAAAUUUUGAAUAUUUUAAAUAAAAAAGAAACAAUAUCAUUGAUAAAAUUAAGAAAAAAAGUACUGAAGAAAUCUAAAGCUUCUGGAGAAAUAGAUUGUGAAAAGUUUGACAAACGUUUCAACAAAAAGCUCCAAAAAAUUCCCAAUGUUGUAAUAGAAAAUGACAUAGUCUCAAUAAAAAAUAAAUAAAUA
Molecule: messenger RNA, 947 nt
Organism: Harmonia axyridis
Lineage: Eukaryota; Metazoa; Arthropoda; Insecta; Coleoptera; Coccinellidae
Product: cell growth-regulating nucleolar protein
Exons: 3
Coding region: 102-944 (280 amino acids)
Biological process (GO): rRNA processing; negative regulation of transcription by RNA polymerase II
Cellular component (GO): nucleolus
Molecular function (GO): DNA binding
Source: RefSeq, a predicted model, not a curated record